This is a messenger RNA of Nematolebias whitei (Rio pearlfish), 2506 nucleotides long. RefSeq names its product sortilin. Gene Ontology annotation, cellular component: membrane; Golgi apparatus. Gene Ontology annotation, molecular function: protein binding. Bases 11 to 2491 code for a protein of 826 amino acids. The transcript has 20 exons. The record is from RefSeq and is a predicted model, not a curated record. Gene Ontology annotation, biological process: endocytosis; vesicle organization; Golgi to endosome transport. Lineage: Eukaryota; Metazoa; Chordata; Actinopteri; Cyprinodontiformes; Rivulidae.
GCAGCAGGGCAUGUGUAGUCAACCAAAUGCUGGACCAGUCGGGAGUUUCUCGAAGUGUCUAAAGUUGAGGCACUCUCUUUUUUUAAUAGUCAUGAUCUCCGUGUUCUGUAUUUUGGCGCUCGGACUGUUCUCGUCUGCGCUGGGCAGAGAGCGAGCGGAGGGAGACGGCUUGUCCCGCCUGAGGACGCUGCAGAGGGAGCGGUUUGUGUCGGAGAGGUCGGAGCGCAGAAGAGGAUUGAAUGAACCGACAUGCACGGCUCGGAGAGGUCUGGAGGCAUCUCUGCUCAACAACACCAGCUCUUUUACGUUCAAAGUGAAAACUCUGGGCUCGCUGUCCCUCGCCUGGGUGGGAGAUGGAUCAGGGGUGCUGCUGGUGCUGACAACAUUUCACGUGCCGGUGUUUAUGAUGCGUUUGGGCCAGUCCAACCUGUACCGGAGUGAAGACCACGGAAAGACGUUCAAAGAUGUGACUCAUCUGAUCAACCACACUUUCAUCCAGACAGAGUUCGGUAUCGCCAUUAGCCCGGACCAUUCGGGGAAGGUGAUCCUGACCGGUGAUGUGACGGAGAUCGGGGACUUCCGCCUGUUCCGCUCGCAGGACUUCGGCCUGUCCUUUGAGUCCAGCAAGCUGCCGUUCGUGCCUCUCAUUCAGCUGCUGUACAACCCUGCAGACUGCAACGCACUCGUCACCCUCAGUAUCUCGUUGAACCUGUGGAUGUCUGAGGACUUUGGCAGCUCCUGGAGAAAACUCCAUAAGGGCGUGUGUUUGGUCCGAUGGGGUUCAAGAAACAACAUCUUCUUUACAACCAACGGCAACGGAUCGUGCAACAACAAGGGAUCGUUGGAGUUGAAGAGGACCGACGACUACGGCAGAAGUUUCAAGACCAUCGCCACCAAAGUUUACUCCUUUGUCCUGGGGGGAAAGUUUGUGUUCGCCUCCAUCAUGACAGGAAUGGGUACAGAGCGUGCGGUCCACAUCUCAGUGGACGGAGGCGAUCACUGGAACAUGGCCCAGCUUCCUUCUGUCACUCACCAGCAGUUUUACUCCAUCCUCUCAGCCAGCCAGGACAUGAUCUUCAUGCACAUGGACGACCCUGGAGACUCUGGUGUUGGGACCAUCUAUGUGUCGGAUAACAGAGGAACUGUGUUCUCCAAGUCUCUGGAGCGCCAUCUUUACACAACCACAGGAAGUGACACGGACUUCACAGCCGUUGCUUCUCUCAGGGGCGUCUACACGACCAGCGUACUCACAGAGGAUGGUGAGGUGCAGACGGUGAUCACUUAUGACCAAGGAGCAAAAUGGCAGCCGCUCCAAAGACCAGAGAACAGCCCCUGUAACACCGAGACCUCCACAAACAGACCGAACAGAUGCAGACUUCACAUCCAUGCCUCCUACAGCACCACCAUGAAGAUGAACGUCCCCAUGCUGCCUCUCUCACAGCCCAACGCCGUGGGUCUCAUUCUGGCUCAUGGCAGUGUUGGAGAUGCCAACUCAACUCUCUUCCCUGACGUUUAUGUGUCAUCUGAUGGCGGCUACUCGUGGCUGCUGGCCCUCAGGGGGCCCCAUCACUACGCCAUCCUGGAUUCUGGAGGACUGCUGGUGGCUGUGGAGCACAGCAGCUCAGUAGUCAACCAGAUAAAGUUCUCUACUGAUGAGGGGCAGUGUUGGCAAAUGUAUAACUUCACGAGCGAGCCGCUUCACUUCAGUGGCAUGGACAGCGAGCCUGGCUCUCGCUCCUUGAACGUCAGCGUGUGGGGCUACAGGAGCGACUUCAGUAACUGGGUGGUGACCACUAUAGACUUCAGGAAGCUCCUCACCAGAGACUGUGAUGAUGGAGACUAUGUAGAGUGGCUGGCUCAGUCUGCCGACCCCAGUAUUAACGGCUGCGUUCUCGGAUAUAAAGAGUCUUUCUUACGCUUGAGGAAAGACUCAGUCUGCUGGAAAGGAAGGGACUUUGAAGUCACCAAGAAGCUGUCCCCAUGUCCGUGCACAGUGGCUGAUUAUCACUGUGACUUUGGGUAUUAUCGUCCAGAGAACAGCUCAGAGUGUGUGGAGCAGGAGGACAUGGUGGGCCGGGAUCUCGAGUUCUGUUUAAAUGGGACCACUGAACUGCUGCAGACCAGUGGCUACCGGAAGAUUCCUGGAAACAAGUGUGAAGGAGGUUUUCAGCCGGAAAGGAAGGAGAUCGACCUGAAGAGGUUGUGCACCAGCAACGCACUUUAUCCUAAUUCUCUGCAGACUGAACACAGCUCGUUAAACACGGCCGUCGUAGUGCUGGUCGUCAUGGCGAUCCUUCUGAUGAGCGCGGUAGCGGGCGUUUGGCUGGUUAAGAAAUACGUGUGCGGAGGACGGUUCCUUGUGCACAGAUACUCCGUAAUGAGGGAACACGUGGAAGGGAACAAAAUAGAAGGAGUGGAUGACGUGGAGAACUACAUGGAGACGGGAAAGCCACAGUUCACUGAAGACUCGGAUCAGGACCUUUUAGUAUAAAACUUCCCCCCCAAC